AUGGAGUACCAAAGGCAUAUGGAAUCCAAUUCGCUUCAGCAGCCUCAACCACAAAACCCACAGUGGGGCUACGGUUGGGGACCUCCAGCACCUCCUGCGCCUACGCAGAGGAACAAGCGCACACACUCCGAAAGUGAAGACGACGCUUUUUCUGAGGAGAGCAGUAAAGAUGCGCAAUCGCCAGGAGGAGACUCAUGUCAGCUGAUGACACGGAAACGUCGUCGCGGCGUCAUCGAGAAAAAACGAAGAGACAGGAUCAACACCUCGCUCACAGAGCUGAAGCGUCUUGUUCCAGCUGCUUGUGAAAAGCAAGGCAGCGCUAAGCUGGAGAAAGCCGAGAUAUUACAACUGACCGUCGACCAUUUGAAGAUGCUGCACGCUAAAGGUUUAGACACAUACGCGUACGAUCCUCAACGCUACGCCAUGGACUACCACAGCAUUGGCUUUAGAGAGUGUGCAGCUGAGGUCGCACGAUACCUCGUUAGCUGCGAGGGAUUGGACAUCCAAGAUCCUUUACGGCUGCGGCUAAUGAGUCAUCUUCAAUGCUUCGCUGCGCAACGAGAACUAGCUGCAAAGUCAACAAACUGGGGCUAUCCUCAGUACCCCAGUGUACCUCAACCCCAGCAUGGCUACACAGAUUUGAGACAAGAACCACCUGCGUCGACAGCUGCAACGACGAUAUCAGCACCUCCAGCGAUCGCCGCUCCUCUCUCCGCUGCGCCUAGCUAUCCCCAUUACCCUCCAGGACCACCGGCUCCGCCAGGUCCCUCGGUACCUCCAGGCCCACAUCCCGCCCCCACGGCACCCCACUACCCCGCUCCUUAUCCGCAUCAUCCACCCCAUCACCAAUACUCACAGAAUAGUUCAAAGCCGUAUAGACCUUGGGGUGCGGAAUUAGCUUAUUAG
This is a messenger RNA of Vanessa atalanta (red admiral), 906 nucleotides long. RefSeq names its product hairy/enhancer-of-split related with YRPW motif protein (gene Hey). Gene Ontology annotation, biological process: regulation of neurogenesis; anterior/posterior pattern specification; regulation of transcription by RNA polymerase II. Gene Ontology annotation, cellular component: nucleus. Bases 1 to 906 code for a protein of 301 amino acids. The transcript has 3 exons. The record is from RefSeq and is a predicted model, not a curated record. Gene Ontology annotation, molecular function: DNA-binding transcription factor activity, RNA polymerase II-specific; protein dimerization activity; RNA polymerase II cis-regulatory region sequence-specific DNA binding. NCBI's taxonomy places the organism in Eukaryota, Metazoa, Arthropoda, Insecta, Lepidoptera, Nymphalidae.